Molecule: messenger RNA, 570 nt
Organism: Paramuricea clavata
Lineage: Eukaryota; Metazoa; Cnidaria; Anthozoa; Malacalcyonacea; Plexauridae
Source: the annotation of a GenBank genome assembly
AUGCACAGUCGAAACAACGAACUGCCUUGUUUAAGGCAUUUGCCUUGUUUUGUCUAUUUUGUAGGGAACAUAGAGUUGUGGAAAUGGAAAGAGAAUUCGAAAGUUCAUCGAGAGAAGUUUAUUAGGCUGCGCGAAUAUGGAAAAACCCAUCCGAAAGAAAUCAAGGAGGUUAACGGAGUACGCUUUUACUGCUUGAAAGAGUUUCUCAUUGGUAAAGGAAAUGAUGGUACUCGAGUUUAUGUAGGAUUAGGGAAAGAUGGAUACGAGAGGGCUGUGAAAUGUUUGCGCAGAGACGCUUGUGCUGGCUUAGCUGAACAAGAAAAGGACGUUUUGAACGAACCCAAUGCAAAGAAGUCAAACCAUGUGGCAAAUUAUUAUUCUUUUGACGACGAAAGUGACAAAGAGUACUUCUUUUUAAUAAUGGAAUUAUGCGAGGAAACAUUGGAAACUUUUGUUGGUGGUAAGACUAAGAGUUUGGAAGAUCUGGUAGCAAAUGCGCCAGUUAUCAUUCAGCAAGUUUUGAAGGGAUUAGCUGAUCUCCAUCGCGAUCCAAAGCCCAUUUUGCAUUGA